Micromonas pusilla CCMP1545 is the source of this 726-nucleotide messenger RNA. RefSeq lists its product as uncharacterized. Lineage: Eukaryota; Viridiplantae; Chlorophyta; Mamiellophyceae; Mamiellales; Mamiellaceae. Bases 1 to 726 code for a protein of 241 amino acids. Gene Ontology annotation, molecular function: iron ion binding. The record is from RefSeq and is a predicted model, not a curated record. The transcript has a single exon.
AUGUCCGCCUUCGCCACCCUCCGCGCGCCCGUCGUCGUCAAGACCGGGAAGGCGUCUGCCUUCGCCCGCGGGUCCUCCGCGGCGCUUCCGGUGCGCGCGCGCUCGCCGUCGUCGCGUCGGCGAUACCCUAGCGGAUUAUUCUCCGAUGCGCGGUGGUUUGUUUUAUCGCGACGACGCGCGCGUCGCGUCGCGUCGCGUCGUCCGACCAUCGCGCGUCGUCCGCGGUCGGUCGCGCCGCCGCCGUCGCCCUCGCCCGCGCGCACGCCGUCUCCGUCUCCGUCUCCGACGCGGACGGACCCGUCCAUCCCUGACCUCGCUUCCCUCCACCUCUCUCUCUCGCUCUCUCUCUCGCGUCCGCAGGCAUCGCGCGCGUCGCCCUCCGUCCUCCGCGCGUCCUCCGUCCUCCUCCCCGCCCGCCGCGGCCGCGCGCUGUCGCUCACGACGAAAGCGCGCGCCGCGGGCGAGGGCAAGGACGGGAAGUCCGUCACCGGUAGGAAGCCCAACCCAGAGUUCGCGGGCGAGGACGGCAAGCUGUGGGUCUGCCAAGGGUGCGGCUACAUCUACGACGGAUCGCUCGGGAAGUGGAAAGAGGAGUCUCGCUGCCCCGCGUGCGGCGAGCGGCGAUUCGCGCUCAAGACGCGGGGAGAGAUGCAGAUCGCGAUCGGGUCGAUCAUCGGCGUGACCGUCCUCGUCGCCGCGCUGUACGCGCUCGUGAAGCUCGCGUGA